AUGGAAGAUUGGCUGCCGGUUCCUCCAUCUGUGGAAUAUCUGAACCGGGCAUCUGAACGUAUUGGCGUCAGCUGCUCCUGGAUGCAGAUUUCGGCCGCACAGCUUGCCCCAGAACAUGUAGAGCAGUAUCCCAUUCUUCUGUUUUUCUAUCCUAUUAGACCGACAAGUAACAUCUACAACGGAGACGCCACCUUUCCUGAACUCAUAACCAACAUUCAGCCGGUGCACCCAUAUACGCACGUUCCCUUUGGGCUUCUUACGGCCUUGUGCAAUUAUUUACCCGUGGCUUCAAUGCUACAAAGAUUGAUUUCCGAGCUGUCCCCUUAUCCUCCACCACACAGGGGUCUUUAUCUGACACGGAACUACCAUCUUAGGGACCUGCAUAAUAAAAUUGUGCGGUCCCUUGGACAUGAUCCGGACGACUUGUUCUUGAAAUGUCACUACAGCCUGUUCAUUCUACCCCACGGCACGACCCGGCCAAUCGAGCUUUGUAGCUACAAGGUUUCUCCUUCACAAGACACAUCCACGAAUGAGCUCCUUGCUAGGCUCUACGAACAGGACAUACCGUUCAAGAUAUUCACACCCAGAAUUGAAUAA
This is a messenger RNA of Giardia duodenalis, 597 nucleotides long. RefSeq lists its product as uncharacterized. The coding region runs from base 1 to 597 and encodes 198 amino acids. The transcript has a single exon. The record is from RefSeq and is a predicted model, not a curated record. Lineage: Eukaryota; Fornicata; Diplomonadida; Hexamitidae.